AUGAACGGGAUCCCUCACUCUCAAUUGGCACCUCUGCCGACUCAGGUGCCCUUCCGGAUUGUCUCUCCCACCAUCGGCUCGGGUGCAUACGCAUGUAUCAAGAAAGCCGCUCCUCUCAGCGCCGACAAUCCCGUCUUUGCCGUCAAGUUCAUCAACAAACACUUCGCUCAGAAGUAUGGCCGUAUCAAACAAAAGCAGCUCGAGAUGGAAAUAUCAUUACACAAGCACAUCGGCCUCCACAAGAAUAUCAUUGAGUUUUACGACCAUGGCCAUGACCCGGCCUGGGUUUGGAUAGCAAUGGAACUGGCUGAAGGAGGCGACCUGUUUGACAAGAUCGAAGCCGAUGCCGGGGUUGCUGAAGAUAUUGCACAUGUCUAUUUCACGCAACUCGUUAGUGCGAUGGGCUACAUGCAUUCUAAAGGCGUGGCUCAUCGGGAUAUCAAACCGGAAAACGUCCUUCUAUCUGCGGAUGGAGACCUUAAGAUUGCAGAUUUCGGGAUGGCCUGCCUAUUUGAAUACCACGGCCGGACGAAACUGGCGACGACGUUGUGCGGGAGUCCGCCUUAUGUUGCUCCGGAGGUUCUGUCGUGUGGCACACAAGCCGGCACGAAAGGAAGUGGGUACGCCGCCAACAUGGCGGACAUCUGGUCUUGUGGAGUUGUCUUGUUCGUCUUGCUUGCAGGAAAUACCCCUUGGAGUAGACCAGUCGAGGGCCGUGACGAGUACGGGAGACUGAACGACUUCAGCGAGUAUGUCCAGAGCAACGGGAAGCCGUCAGAUGAGCUGUGGGACUCGCUUCCACUGGAGGUACUAUCCCUCCUCCGUGGUAUGAUGAGAGUCGAUGUCAAAACGCGGUUCUCCCUUGAGGACGUCCGCCGGCAUCCUUGGUUUACAAGACCGAACAGAUUUAUGGAUCAAAAAGGUCGACUGAAAGACCCGAUCACUAUGGCCACGAACAUGUUUGAAGCCCUCCAUGUCAGCUUUGAUGCAGAUCCAUUUGCAGGGACCCAGAGAAGUCGCAAUUUAGAUGCAACGGAAAUUGAUGGAAAUCUGCGAAGCAGGUUCUCAUCAACUCAGCCAGAAAUGCCUGCAGAAGAUAUGCUGUUCGACUGGGACCGACCGAAGCACUUUGCGAUGGCAAGCACUCAGAUAGGAGCAGGUCGGACGUCGGCGACACAGUCGAUGUCAACAGCACAAUAUCUUGAAGACGAGCCUUCCAUGUCACAGUUUCAGCCGCACCCUAGCGUCCCUCUGAGCCGGACACAGAUGGCUCGGCGAUUUCAUGACAUUUUGCCCUCUUCAGGCCUGACCAAAUUCUAUUCCGGUUGGACGCUGAAUCUCCUCGUGCCCCAUGUCCUAGAGGCUUUGAGCCGACUAGGGGUGCCGACUCCAAAUAUUCCUCGGCCUACGGCUCAAGACUAUGAGUGUGUAGUCAAGGUGAAAACGCAAGAUAGUCGCGGGUGUCCUUUGAGCGGCAACAUCGCGAUGGAGACGGUCAGUGAGGGACUGAUAGAGAUCUGUUUUGUGAAGGCUUCAGGCGACCCCUUGGAGUGGAGGAGGAUUUUCAAGCGGAUGGCAGUGCUGUGUCAGGACGCAGUCGUCAAGCCAGAGUUUUGA
Messenger RNA from Cladophialophora psammophila CBS 110553, 1617 nucleotides. Its product is annotated as CAMK/CAMKL/CHK1 protein kinase. The record is from RefSeq and is a predicted model, not a curated record. Gene Ontology annotation, biological process: protein phosphorylation; mitotic G2 DNA damage checkpoint signaling. Gene Ontology annotation, cellular component: site of double-strand break; cytoplasm; nucleus. The transcript has 2 exons. Gene Ontology annotation, molecular function: ATP binding; protein kinase activity. Bases 1 to 1617 code for a protein of 538 amino acids. NCBI's taxonomy places the organism in Eukaryota, Fungi, Ascomycota, Eurotiomycetes, Chaetothyriales, Herpotrichiellaceae.